Messenger RNA from Prorocentrum cordatum, 1442 nucleotides. The record is from the annotation of a GenBank genome assembly. NCBI's taxonomy places the organism in Eukaryota, Dinophyceae, Prorocentrales, Prorocentraceae.
CAAGUUCUAUCACAGCCGCAGUGCUGUUGCGCCAACCUUCUAUGCCAUGGGGGCACCAGCCGCCAACAGGACGCUGCCUCGCGGGAUGCGGCUGCGAAGACCAAGGCGGCAUUUGUGGUGCCCUGGCGGAGGCCUCGACCGUGAUCACGAAGCACAUUCUAUCGUCAAGCACAAUCGAAGGCGUCGACUGCCGCGAGCCUGGCGCAUGGCUGUCGGAGCAACGGCAAGCCCUACGAUUUCGCCAGGACGGGCCAUGCUUGCUGCAGGCCAUCGUGGCGGCGGUUCUAUGUGCGACGCGGGCAGUGCAGAUCGGCGAGCCAGACACUGCGAGGCAGUACACCCACGAAGCGAUGCAUUUGAGCCUUUUCGAUGGUUGCUUGGGUCCAGGCAGUCCUGCUGUGGACCUUGUGCGGACACUGCCUGGGCUUGCCCACGCAGGCCUGGGGCCACGGGCUUGCGAUGCGGAGAUGCUUGCGCACGAUGCGGACUUCUCUCGGCGCUGGGCGCAAGACAUCGUCGGCGGCAGCGCUGGCGGGCCCGCCCCGCCGUGCGUGGCCUGCCUGUUCCAUGCAGUCCUCCCGCAGGAGCUGCAGCAGCUGCGGGCCAUGGGGCGGACGUUCGCGAGGCACUGCUGCUGGUCGGAGGCGUACGUGGCGGCCGAGGCAACGGUGGAGGACAGGGGAGGAGACCCGUACGACUUGGAUGAAGUAGCGGGCGUCAGGGUCGUGAAUUUACGGCGAAUGUUCCCCGACUUGGUCCCGGAUGGGGAGUUCGCCGGUGGUUGGGGCAACCAGUCGCAAACCCUCGACAAGACAUUUUUCGGAAACACAAUUCAGAAGGACUUGUACAUGUGGCUCUUUACUGCCGCAGUGCGCAUGGAGCAGGCGGAUGUGUUUUGUCGUUUUGAUUUGGAUUCUGUCUUCAUCAUCGAAAAUCUGAUUGCCUACCUGAUGGCUCACACAAUCUCGAGGAGCGAUGUCUUUUAUCUGGGCCUUCCGCUCGAGCGUGGGAGGGACACCUUCGGCGAGCACCCGGACGGCGCUGCGGGGAUCUGCCUGACCCAGGAGGCGCUCCGCGUGCUGGCGGACUACCUGCAGCUCCGAGUACGGGACCGCCAGACGAACCGAGAUCCGGAGCGAGACCUGGAGCUGGCCAGGAUGGCACGGGAGGAUGCGUUCCCCGCCGAGUUCCUUUACUCUGCCUCUUGCGACUUCUUCCUGGGCCACUGGGACGACGUCGUCCUGGGCUCCUGCUUCCGGAGGCUCGGGAUCACCUGCCACGGGGGCUGCCGCGACCGCUUCGGCCGGGCGCUGUUCUCAGGCGGGACGCUGCCAGUCCCGUUGCACAACCCGCAUCGCCCCCCUGCCAACAGGUCGUACUCCGCGAGGCCAGAGGCCUAUUCAGAAUGCUUUCCGUUCACCGCCCGCCCUUCUAGUGUCUAG